Messenger RNA from Brassica napus (rape), 528 nucleotides. RefSeq lists its product as uncharacterized. The transcript has 2 exons. The record is from RefSeq and is a predicted model, not a curated record. Lineage: Eukaryota; Viridiplantae; Streptophyta; Magnoliopsida; Brassicales; Brassicaceae. The coding region runs from base 1 to 528 and encodes 175 amino acids.
AUGGAUAGGUUUCUUGAAAAGCAAAGUGCUGAGUCCAUCAGACGGACAAUGCAAGCCCAAGAAGAUCUUUUCAAGCAACAGGUACGAGAGCUGCAUAGAGUAUAUAAUAUACAGAAGAAGAUGAUGGAGCAACUCAAACAUAGAAGCCAGUAUUGUACUACUAACAACCAAGACCAAACCGGUCCAAGAGAGAGAACCGGAAGCUGGUCAGGCAUAGUCCUGGAAAAUGUAGCUAGAGCCAGGAACACAACAACGGCGGAACAUGUUGAAGAAAGCGAACUAGAAUUGACAUUGAGCAUUGGAAUGUCUUCUUCCUCUAUGAACAAGGACAUGGACUACUCGUCGACGACGUCAUUCAGAUCAUCAUCGGAUAAUUGUAAUAAUCAGAGCAACAAUAUUAACUGUAAUAACCAAGAAAGUAGCGGACCAACCACGCCUAUGAGCAGCUCAAGUACGACGUCAUUGGACCGAGAGAAGAAGAGACCUCAUUGGCUCUUUCAGGGACUUAGUAUUAACCGGACUUCAUGA